Messenger RNA from Hyla sarda, 3771 nucleotides. It is a transcript of the gene DOC2A, whose product is annotated as double C2 domain alpha. The coding region runs from base 260 to 1600 and encodes 446 amino acids. Gene Ontology annotation, cellular component: membrane. Lineage: Eukaryota; Metazoa; Chordata; Amphibia; Anura; Hylidae. The transcript has 12 exons. The record is from RefSeq and is a predicted model, not a curated record.
AGCGAUAAUAUCACGAGCAUUAUUACCCGCGGAUGAUUACUCCGCAUCGCUCACAUACGGAGAUUUGUCCUCCUCAUUAAACAGGCAGGGAACGGCGCGGUGCAUGUGAUUAACAACCUGCGCGGCUCUGCCACAACAAACACUCAAAUAUUGACAUGAAAUCCAGCAAUUAGGAGAUUAUCCAGGGGGGCAAAUCCCCAUCGAGAGGAAGCCGGGGGCAUCUUUGUAGGCAUCUCCAGGAGCAUCUUUGGGGACAUCUAUGGGGACAUCUUUGGGCAGUAAGGGAGAGAGCAACAGCAACAGAGGCGCUUCAGCCCUUCUCCUCUUCCAGAUCUCCUCACAUCUCAGACCUGCUCAUCCCUCUGCCCCCCGUCUCUCAGGUGCACUGUUGUCCUCGGACCAUCCGAGGUUGAGAGACACGCUGAUGACGGUACGGAGAGGAGAUAAGGUUCCCAUCAGUAUCCAGGAGCACAUGGCCAUAAACGUUUGCCCCGGACCCAUCCGACCCAUCCAGCAAAUCUCCGACUACUUCCCCAGAUUUACCCCAUGGCCAGAGGGGGCGCCCUCACCCACCGGGCAGCGCCACAACCUCUCCCCCCUGGACAUACCGCACCAAGCAGCCGAACAAGUGGACAACACCGACGACCUGGACGACUAUGACUCUGAUGACGGCACACUGCGACCUACUCUGGAGUUUGAAUUAUUUUAUGACCAGGAGAAAUGUAUCUUACAGUGCGAGAUCCUGAGAGCAAAGGGACUCAAACCGAUGGACUUCAAUGGCCUCGCAGACCCGUAUGUGAAGAUCCACCUACUGCCCGGGGCCUGCAAGGCAAACAAACUGAAGACGCGAAUAGUGAGGAACACGCUGAACCCCGUAUGGAACGAAAAUCUGACUUACUGCGGCAUCACCUCCGAGGACAUGGCCAAAAAGAUACUGAGGAUCUCUGUCUGUGAUGAAGACAAACUGAGUCAUAAUGAGUUUAUUGGAGAAACACGAGUCCCACUGCGGCGGCUGAAGCCGGGAGAGAGAAAACACUUCAACCUCUGCCUGGAACGGCAAAUCCCUUUGGCCUCUCCGUCAUCUAUGUCAGCCGCUCUACGGGGAAUCUCUUGUUACCUAAAAGAGCUGGAGCGCUGUCAGGAGUGGGAACUGGAGGAACGAGGGAGGAUCCUGCUGUCGCUCACAUACUGCACUGAACGUGGCGGGCUGGUGGUGGGCAUCGUGCGUUGCGCUCAUCUUGCUGCUAUGGAUGUCAACGGAUUUUCAGACCCCUACGUCAAAACGUACCUGAAACCAGAUGUGGAAAAAAAGUCCAAGCACAAGACGGCUGUGAAGAAGAAGACCCUGAACCCCGAAUUCAAUGAGGAGUUCUUCUAUAAAAUCGGCCUCCACGAGCUGCAGAAGAGGAGCCUGGAGGUGACCGUGUGGGAUUACGACCUGGGAAAGUCCAACGAUUUCAUAGGAGGUGUCACGCUUGGCACGAACGCCAAAGGGGAGUGUCUCAAACACUGGAUGGAGUGUCUGUCUUCCACCAAUCAGAGGGCUGAACACUGGCACACGCUGACCAACGAGCUUCCAGGAUCCACCUUCACCGACUAAGGAGGGGAGCGGAGAGAGAGAUCCCGGAGAGAGAGCGCGGUCACCCACUUGCACACUCACACCACUCAACGCGUUUUCAUUGUCCAAAGGUGGAAAGUUAACACCGCGGUGGGAUUCAAGAUGGACGCCAGGCGGAAGGGAUUGAAUAUGUCCGUCUACGCCAUAACAAGACGUUACCUGUUUGUUCGUAAGCUGUUGGAGAUGGCGGCGGCGGGGGGCGAAGGACGCCCCUCACACCCAGGAUGUAAAUAUCGAUAGCACAUCCACCACACAAAUCCACGACAAAAUGGCUGCUUUAUGACGACCUCAAUAUAUGAGAAUCUGCGAUCAAAAAACAUCCUGGGAUAAUCCUGCGUCAGACCCAGUCCGAUCUUACCACCGGCGCGGGCUGGAGGGUCCAUGAUGAAUUGUGGUGGGGAAUAUCCCAUCACCUGGCAGUAGGGGGCGAUAGUUUACCUCAGGGUAAACAGUAUAAAUUGGGUUUUAUGUGUGAAUUUACACCUAGGGCUAUAUGGCGACUUUAGUGAUGACGCGCAACGCACGACCUCAUUCACCAGAUGUUGCAGGGAGUAGCUCUAGCCCAGUGGUCUCCAAUCUGCGCCCCCCCCCCCCCCAGAUGUUGUAAAACUACAACUCCCAGCAUGCCCGGACAGCCAACGGCUGUCCGGGCAUCCUGGGAGUUGUAGUUUUGCAACAUCGGGGGGCCGCAGUAUGGAGACUUUGUGAAGGCCGCACACCACGGCAAAAGAUGGACGGAAAACGCGCUAAAACGCAAUUUUCCGCCAUAAAAAAAAAAAAGUAUGAGGGUUAAAGUCGCCAUGAAGCCCUAUCCUACAACAAGUGGAGGCCGCCAUUUUGAAAGCUAAAAUUAUUGAUUUCCCCCAUGACUGUGUCACAAUGGUGGAAUCUAUUCCAUGGCUGAACUGACUCCAAAAUGGGGGAAUAUACGUUUGAACUUUGAUGAAAUGGCGGCCUCUACAGCUUGACUGCCACAAAAUGGCCGAACCCCACUGGGACGACGAUAUCAGCCAUUUUUUUUUUUUUUUGCUUAAGCACCCCCUUCCUGCCUGGUGACUGAGCGCUCAUUCCUCCGUCUUUGCAGCAGAUUAGACGGCGCCUAAUGCGAUUUGUGUCUGUUAAUUGGAUUUAAUUAGGCCGCGCCGUUGUCGGGUCACGUGACAGCUGAGCCCCGCUAAUCUGUAAAGUGAUCCGACGGCUUCUGUCAGGCUAAUGCCAUCGUGUGGGAAUAGUGCCGGGAGAGGGGGGGGGGGGGGGGGGACAAUGGAGGCCUAAUAAAUCUAAUAAAAUGUGGAGCUGUUGCCCAUAGCAACCAAUCAUGGCAGCUCUGAAAAGAAAGCUGCGAUCGGAUCGGUCACCACGGGCAACGGGGACACGUUCGGUCGGAUCUAGUGUCAUCACCACAGCUCUUGUAUGAAUGUCACAUGACACUAUUAACCCUUCGACUCACAGGAGGCAACACAGGCCGUAUAGUCCAGUAUGUCUGGCAACUUGGCGGCCAUUUUUAGAGCUAGGCCGCAAUCCCACAAGUCUAAACCCACGUGAUUGCGCCAAUUUGAUGCAAGAUAAACCAUGACUAUGCAGGAGUGGACACAGCCAUAUGACCCGGGGCACAACUAUUGUGAACAUGUAAUCUCACCAGUGUUUGCGGUAAAAGCCUCCAUUAUCGACCCACUCGAUCAUAUAGUGGAUCAAUUCGCUUCUCUCUAGGAUAAUAGCUCCAUGAUGACCAAUUAGAUAACAGGGACUGGCCGCGGUGAAGACGGAGAUAAAUAUAACUAGGCCUCGUGUAUCCGAACCAGUGCGGAUAAAACAUGGAGGAGCUGUGGGUAACUAUGGUUGCUAUGGGCAUUGUCCUUAGCAACCAAUCAGAUCCUCAGUUUUCUUUUUUCUGCAGUGAAGGGUCGAUAAGGAAAGAAGCGAUCUGAUUGGUCGUCACACAUCAGGACUGGACGCGAUCGCAGGAAGUGCGUUUCCGAUACCCGGCGCACGACUAUGCACACACCCGUCUCUCUGGGCUAUGCACACAUCUCACACCUUCACUAUUUGCACGUUUUUUGGGUUUCUUUUUUCCAAUGUUUUGUGACUUCUUGUUUUGUACGUUGGGGGAGGGGACGUGUGUGAUUUGUUUUGUACACCGGGGGUGGGGUAAG